AUUGUAACGGUUGAGUUUGUCCUCAGUUCGCCGUGUUCAGCUGUUUGUCGCCGGAUUGUUAAACAACACCUUUAAUAGCAGAUAAAGCUUUUUAAUCAUUUAUACAGACACGUGUGUAUAUAACUCUACGGUAUAUAUUGUUUCUGUAGCCGGUUACUUUUUAUACACAAGUGCUAACGGUUAGCGUCAGUGCUAACUUAUAGUGCUAACAGCUAGCCUUAGCGUCAGUGCUAACUUAUAGUGCUAACAGCUAGCCUUAGCGACGGUGUUGGAGCUCCUGCUGAACAGCUGAAGAAGAUUUAAAGCGCUGUUAUGGAUUCUGCUGCAAGGAUCAGAUCAUCUAAAGACCUGAUGAUUCAGAAAUCAGACUGUGAAAAGGUUUUAAACAAUGGGCCGAAGAGGGUUCCUGUGACUCAGAGCUGCCACAAACCUGCACUGACUCCGAGCCACACGUCUGUCCUCGGUGUUUGUCAGGGGCCGCAGCGUGUCCAGAGGCCGCGGAGCGAGCAUAAAAGCCCGUGCGGCGGAGAGCAGAACAUAAACCCUGCUCAGGCCAAACCCAAACCCCAGCCAGCACAAAGUCAGCCCAAACCUGCACCCACUGCCCCUGAGGGUGUUAAACCCACAGAGCCCAAGCAGGACAAGCCUCACCCAAAACCUGCCAGCGGGAUGACCAGCAUGUCCAACACCGAGAAGAAGCCGUGGAGUCUGGAGAACUUCGACAUCGGCAGGGCUCUCGGGAAGGGAAAGUUCGGAAGCGUGUACCUGGCCAGAGAAAGACAGACCAAGUUCAUCCUGGCCCUGAAGGUGCUUUUUAAGAAGCAGCUGGAGAAAGCCGGUGUGGAGCAUCAGCUGAGGAGAGAGGUGGAGAUUCAGUCGCAUCUCAGGCAUCCCAACAUCCUGCGCCUGUACGGCUACUUCCAUGACACCGCUCGUGUCUACCUCAUCCUGGAGUUUGCUCCUAAAGGUGAGCUGUACGGAGAGCUGCAGCGCUGCCGGGCGUUCGAUGACAAGCGAAGUGCCACGUAUAUAAUGGAGCUGGCCGACGCUCUGUACUACUGCCAUUCAAAGAAAGUCAUCCACAGAGACAUUAAACCUGAGAAUCUGUUACUGGGAGCGAACGGUGAGCUGAAGAUCGCAGAUUUCGGAUGGUCCGUCCACACCCCGUCCUCAAGGAGGUCUACGCUGUGUGGCACGCUUGAUUAUCUGCCUCCAGAGAUGAUCGAGGGCAAAACCCACGACGAGAAAGUGGACCUCUGGAGUCUAGGUGUCCUUUGUUAUGAGUUUCUGGUGGGGAAUCCUCCUUUUGAGACAAAGAGCCACGAAGAAACGUACCGCAAAAUCUCCAGGGUGGAGUUCACGUAUCCGUCCCAUGUGAGCGAAGGCGCUAGAGAUCUGAUCAACAGGCUUCUGAAACACAACCCGCUGCACCGACUUCCAAUCCAAGGAGUCCUGACUCAUCCCUGGGUCACCGAAAACUCCACCAAGAAGCCGACUACCUUCGGUCAAGGCCCUAAAGAGUCUCUGUGAGCCGCGGCACCCGAGCGAACACUGUGGGUUAGAGAUAUGAGAAAUGGCAGUGAUUCCUGAGCCUGGCUGCCUUUUUACCUCUCGUGUGCAUGUCCCAUUUCCUUCUUUGGUCUUCACGCUUCCUGUAAAUAUUUAACUGUUCAGAAUUUGUACCUGUUAUUACUUGAAACAAUAAUUUUAAGUGUUGUCGCCUACUCUAAGGGGGGUUUCAUCGAGCUUUUUAAAGGACCGUGAUUUAUUUUUAGUGUUUUUUGGGCCAGAUGAUAGGAAAUUAAACUAAUUGUGUAAUUAUGAUCGUGGUCACUUUGCAGCCCUUCAGAGACGUUAAGUGUUCAUUCAUUUUCCAGAAAUGUGCAAUAUGUGAAUGUGAUGUGCUUCUGCUCAGAGUGUUUGUGUUCUGGAACAUCACCACUAUUAAAAAGGCCCUAUAUUCCUGUUUAUUUCUAAAUAAAUCAUGUUAAAUCUGAA
Molecule: messenger RNA, 1998 nt
Organism: Tachysurus vachellii
Lineage: Eukaryota; Metazoa; Chordata; Actinopteri; Siluriformes; Bagridae
Gene: aurka
Product: aurora kinase A
Exons: 9
Coding region: 313-1530 (405 amino acids)
Biological process (GO): protein phosphorylation; regulation of cytokinesis; mitotic spindle organization
Cellular component (GO): spindle microtubule; spindle midzone; spindle pole centrosome
Molecular function (GO): protein kinase activity; ATP binding
Source: RefSeq, a predicted model, not a curated record